Gallus gallus (chicken) is the source of this 2609-nucleotide messenger RNA. RefSeq names its product rhodopsin (gene RHO). The transcript is spliced from 5 exons. The record is from RefSeq and is marked validated. Gene Ontology annotation, biological process: phototransduction; visual perception; G protein-coupled receptor signaling pathway. Gene Ontology annotation, cellular component: photoreceptor outer segment; membrane. Bases 442 to 1497 code for a protein of 351 amino acids. Gene Ontology annotation, molecular function: G protein-coupled receptor activity. Lineage: Eukaryota; Metazoa; Chordata; Aves; Galliformes; Phasianidae.
AUGAGUGCUUUGGGCCCAGGCAGCGGGCGCUCAGCCCUGGGGCAGCAGCACAGUGUGCCAGGGAGCGCUGCGUGCAGGUGGGGCUGCCGUCCGGUUUGGGCUCCCACACAAGCAGUGCAGAGCUUCCUGUCUGCAUAUGACCAUGAACCGUGGUCUCCAACAAUGACAGUGUGGGCCAGAAACAGGUGUCACCUUAAUACCCACCCAGAAAAGCCAAUUACCCCUGGAUGAUUAUGAUUAAUAACUCUCUAAGCCCUAAUCGCGCUGACACCGAUGCCCGGGGCUUACUGCAGGGGGCACUUUAUAAGGGACGCCCUACAGCUGCUUCUCUGCGGGGCGACAGCAGAGGCUGGGCAGCGGUGCGAGCCCAACUGCAGGGCGAUUCCCCCAUACAAAAACCGACACUGAGUGCGACUGAGAGGCGCCCCACAAACCGCAGCCAUGAACGGGACGGAAGGCCAAGACUUCUACGUGCCCAUGUCCAACAAGACCGGGGUGGUGCGGAGCCCCUUCGAGUACCCCCAGUACUACCUGGCUGAGCCCUGGAAGUUCUCGGCGCUGGCUGCCUACAUGUUCAUGCUGAUCCUGCUCGGCUUCCCCGUCAACUUCCUCACGCUGUACGUCACCAUCCAGCACAAGAAACUCCGGACGCCUCUAAACUACAUCCUCCUGAACCUGGCGGUCGCCGACCUCUUUAUGGUCUUCGGAGGCUUCACGACCACCAUGUACACCUCGAUGAACGGGUACUUUGUCUUUGGAGUAACAGGGUGCUACAUCGAGGGCUUCUUUGCUACGCUGGGCGGUGAAAUUGCUCUCUGGUCACUCGUCGUCCUGGCCGUGGAACGAUACGUGGUGGUCUGUAAGCCCAUGAGCAACUUCCGCUUCGGGGAGAACCACGCCAUCAUGGGGGUCGCGUUCUCCUGGAUCAUGGCCAUGGCCUGCGCAGCCCCCCCGCUGUUCGGCUGGUCACGGUACAUCCCCGAGGGCAUGCAGUGCUCGUGUGGGAUCGACUACUACACGCUGAAGCCGGAGAUCAACAACGAAUCCUUUGUCAUCUACAUGUUCGUGGUCCACUUCAUGAUCCCACUGGCCGUCAUCUUCUUCUGCUAUGGGAACCUGGUCUGCACUGUGAAGGAGGCUGCCGCCCAGCAGCAGGAGUCUGCCACCACCCAGAAGGCAGAGAAGGAAGUGACCCGCAUGGUGAUCAUCAUGGUCAUCGCCUUCCUCAUCUGCUGGGUUCCCUACGCCAGCGUCGCUUUCUACAUCUUCACCAACCAGGGCUCAGACUUUGGACCCAUCUUCAUGACCAUCCCGGCAUUCUUUGCCAAGAGCUCUGCCAUCUACAAUCCUGUGAUCUACAUCGUAAUGAACAAACAGUUCCGUAACUGCAUGAUCACAACCCUCUGCUGCGGCAAGAACCCGCUGGGCGAUGAGGACACGUCUGCUGGAAAGACAGAGACCUCCUCCGUCUCCACCAGCCAGGUGUCCCCUGCAUAGGUCCCGCUGCACCAACCUUGCCCACUGCCAGCGCCUGCCCGCUUCAGCACAGCCCUGCAGGGCGGGCUGCUCUCCCAACCAUAGGAACCCUGGGAACAAGGCUGUGAAAAUGUACACGUUUUGUAAUUAAAAUGCAAAAGCUUAGCUCCUCCACUGGCAUAACUUUGUGCUUCUCUCUCUGUCGAUUCACUGAGAGCUCACACCUGUUGCACCACGCAGGCCCUGCAAAGCCCGGGCACAGCAGAACCGCUGCCACCUCCCUCACCCCAACCUGAGGGCCUCGGUGGGUCAGAGGCUUGAGCCCCUCCCAGCUCCACUGCUGCAGACAGAGGCUGGCAGCCACCAGCAGCCAUUGGGCCGGGGCGGGGGGCUGUGCUGGGGCAGGCUGAGCACUGCCAGAUGCCCACUGCUCAGAGCUCCACGCUCGACUCUGCCCCAGCACCUCAGAAGGGCACCGCAACACCUCUGGGAUGACGGGUGGGUUUUGGUGCACAUGUGCCCCCUGUGCUGCAGGGGUGAUGGUGCAGAUCCCAGCCCCGAGCAGGCGGCACAGCAUGGUGCAGCUGUGUCCCGCUAUGGCUGGGCGUGCUUGGGAAGGGCUCGGCGCGCUCUCCAUCCAUCCAGCACCACACUGUGCUCCCGGUGUUGGCCCCUCAGCAGCCCCACUCGCUGCCCCUCGGCAGGAUGCAGCCCUUCCCUCCCAGCCAUCCGCAGACCCCUCCCUGUCAGCUGCAGCCCAGCUCAGUGUCAGCCCACGUAGGAGGCUUUGGCCGGUGCUCGUGCUUCUGAGGACGGAUUGGUGCAUUGCUGAGCUUCCUCCGUGUUAGAGCAGGCAAGACAUGGGAGCAUAUGGUGCAGAGACACCGGCAUAUGUUCCAGGCACUACAAGAUGGCAUAUUGCAAUUGUAGCAGUGUUCUUCAUUUUUAUUUUUAGCUCAGCUAUACAAAUAAGAUGUUUUUCUUGCUGUUCAGUGUUAUCAACAUUUGAAACUAUUUUUGUACAUUAUUAUCCUCUCUGAUUUCUAAUCCUAUGCAGCUUUGCGAUGUCUAAUAAGGAACAUACAGAACCCAUGCAAGUUAAAUCUUUAAUAAAGAGCAAUUUGCAAGUACAA